AGCGUCCGUUCAGAAGAUGUGGCCGAAGCUCGGAGUAACCCAGAGUUAAAAMCAGAAAGGUUUCACUUCCCUAAAGUCCCUUUAACUUUCUUUUUGACACCGGGGCACUUCCAGUCGUCUCAGACGACCCAUGUAAAGCCGACAUGGAGGAGCGGCGUCAGAUGGAUCUGACGUACGUCACGGAGCGCAUCAUCAGCGUCCUCUGUCCUGCUGCGUGUCCUGAGGACAACUACCUGCAGAGCCUGAGGGAAAUCGUUCCGAUGCUGCAGUCCAAGCAUGGACACAACUACAUGCUCAUCAAUCUCUCUCAGAAGCACGAUGCUCUCACCCACAUGAACCAUAAGGUUUUGAAUGCAGGAUGGUUGGAGCACCUCGCUCCCAGCUUGGAUCAGAUAUUUAACGUGUGCACGACGAUGGAGAACUGGCUGCAGACUCACCCGAAGCAUGUCCUGGUGUUACACUGCAGGGGAGACAAAGGUCGGCUCGGUGUUCUUGUGGCGUCUUACAUCCAGUUCAGCAACAUGUUCCCCAGUCCAGACCUCUCUUUGGACCAUUUCGCCACAAAGAGGUUCUACAUCGACAAGCUGUCCGCUCAGAUGACCCCCUCGCAAAAACGCUAUGUUUGGAUGCUGGGCGGAGUGUUAAAACGAGGACACAGGAUGAGCCAGUCGCCAUCUUUUCUCCUCUGCGUCGUUCUUUACGGUCUCCCCAAAACAAAAGCCAAUGGAGGAUGCUCUCUGUUCCUGAGGGUGUACCAAAGCAUGCACGCCRUUUGCACAUCAGCUGUUUACCACCUCAGUGCGGCUCAGACAGACCGACUCUACGUCGUUCUUCAGCCGGCUCAGCUGCUCAAAGGAGACAUCAUGGUGGUUUGUUACGAUAAAACCAGCUGGCCUGCGGCCCGUCGAGUCGUCUUCCGCCUCCAGUUCCACACGGGACUCGUGGUCGGACACACCCUCUCCUUCUCCAAGUCGGACCUUGACUGCGCCUGUGAAGAUCCAAGCUUCCCAGAUGAUGGAAAGGUGGACCUGCUGUUCUCUGAAAGCCCUGAGAAGAUCGCAGGUACAGAGCUGUGGUACAACAGCAGCUCUGUGACGGUGGACUACGACACCCUGGACCCAUCGGUCAGAAGAGAUUCAUAUCAYGACUCAUCUUUUGACACAAGUCCUCCUCACCUCCUUGAACCGGCCCCGACCACCAGCAGUCCGAGCUGCAGCGACCGAGCGCCGUCCGCCAGCAGCGACUCGGGCCUGUCCGUGACCUCGCAGGGCCGCACCGACACCAGACAGAAGAGAGGGGCGUCCCAGGACCAGUGGGUCCAGGGAGGGAAGCUGAUAUUCGGGGCAGACUCGGAGCCUCGUCCGGGGGUCAUGACGGAACUUGUUUUGUCUCGUCGCGGGGACAGAGAUGAGUCCGGGCUCGGACGCACCGUCAACGGAGAGGCUUCGUCGAGCGAGAGGGAGACGGACAUCCUAGACGACGAGGACGAGGCAGGACCGGGUUCUAACCGCUCCCUGUCCUCGGAAAACACGCUCGGGACCCAGAAACCUGCCCAGUGCGCCACUCGCUCCUGGGUGCGGCAGCAGCAGAUGGUGGACACCGUCGAUGGCGGUCUGCUUCCGCUGGGCGCUCAGGGGAGGUCGAACAGACCGCCGCCCCUGGCCAUCCCUGAAACCCCACCUCGAGGACUCAGCAGCCGGGCGGCGGUGAAGAGAGGCCUGACGUUCGAGGAGACCCCCCGGUCUGCCGACACCACCUCGAGCUGUCAGGAAGAUGAGCUGGCAUCACUGACCACAGACAUCGAUGAGUCCAUCGAGCAGCUGAACCAGCUGAUUCUGGACUUGGAUCCCACGUUUGUUCCUGUUCCGACACGCUGCUCCCCGCUGUCCCGCUCUGCCUCCCUGAACACCAACGGCCUCAGCCUCAAAGGACGGACCCAUCAGUCAGGUCCUCCUCACCUCCUUGAACCGGCCCCGACCACCAGCAGUCCGAGCUGCAGCGACCGAGCGCCGUCCGCCAGCAGCGACUCGGGCCUGUCCGUGACCUCGCAGGGCCGCACCGACACCAGACAGAAGAGAGGGGCGUCCCAGGACCAGUGGGUCCAGGGAGGGAAGCUGAUAUUCGGGGCAGACUCGGAGCCUCGUCCGGGGGUCAUGACGGAACUUGUUUUGUCUCGUCGCGGGGACAGAGAUGAGUCCGGGCUCGGACGCACCGUCAACGGAGAGGCUUCGUCGAGCGAGAGGGAGACGGACAUCCUAGACGACGAGGACGAGGCAGGACCGGGUUCUAACCGCUCCCUGUCCUCGGAAAACACGCUCGGGACCCAGAAACCUGCCCAGUGCGCCACUCGCUCCUGGGUGCGGCAGCAGCAGAUGGUGGACACCGUCGAUGGCGGUCUGCUUCCGCUGGGCGCUCAGGGGAGGUCGAACAGACCGCCGCCCCUGGCCAUCCCUGAAACCCCACCUCGAGGACUCAGCAGCCGGGCGGCGGUGAAGAGAGGCCUGACGUUCGAGGAGACCCCCCGGUCUGCCGACGCCGCCUCGAGCUGUCAGGAAGAUGAGCUGGCAUCACUGACCACAGACAUCGAUGAGUCCAUCGAGCAGCUGAACCAGCUGAUUCUGGACUUGGAUCCCACGUUUGUUCCUGUUCCGACACGCUGCUCCCCGCUGUCCCGCUCUGCCUCCCUGAACACCAACGGCCUCAGCCUCAAAGGACGGACCCAUCAGUCAGGGUGGGCUCAGCAGAAACAGACCAGCGACGUGACGGGCUACGCCGAAGUCCGCAGUCCCAGACGGAGAGGGGGCGGACCUCAGAGCUUUAAAGGCUCCUCGGCCUUCUCCACCUCUCAGCAUGGACAUCUCAACAAAGCCAACAGCGUUGACUUCAGCUCUGACGUCUUCUCAAUGACCCCGGCCUUCCCGGUGUCUCCUCCCACGCCCUACGUGAAACAUUUCUCAGAGGUUUCUCAGCCCGGAGCAGUGGGGCAGUGGGACCAACACGACUGGACAGAAGAUUCCCGGAGCUUCCUGGACGGGAUGAACCACGGGGACGGGUCGCCGGUCGCCCCUGCUUCCUGUCAGCGGACCUUCGGCUCCACGUGCUCGGUGUCUUCGACGGGCAGCCCCCUCCCUCACACGGACAGCUCCUCCCCCCCUCCGGUGUGGCUCGACAGAACCCCGAACUCCCCAUACCCGCCUCACCCUUCACCCCCCAUAUCCCUGAGCUCCCCCAACACCCAAAGCUCUCCCCGGGGGGCUCCGAGGGGCCCGGAGGCCGGCAGCGGGGCCGAUGGCGAGGACCUGUCCUCGUUGUUGUUGUUUGGGAACGGUGGUCUGGACCACGGCCUGCUGGAAGCCGUGGAGGGGUUCGGGGGUCUGAGUCUGACGCCGCUGCUGCCCGAGAAGAGGAGGACCUUCGAGGCCAGGGAGCUCGGAUCGCACUCACCGUCGCUGGGCGGGUUCCCCAGCCCCCACAGCGACAGCAGUUUCAGCACGAGGUUCUCCUCCCCCAUGACCCCCGACCCAAUCAGAGGACUCGGUGGGGCCCAGUCACCUGGAGAAGACUCUGGCUGUAACAAGGUGAAGUUUGUCCAGGACACGUCUAAGUUCUGGUACAAGCCCGACAUUUCCAGGGACCAGGCCAUCGCGGUGCUGAAGGACAAGGAGCCCGGCUCGUUCAUCGUCAGGGACAGCCACUCGUUCCGAGGGGCGUACGGCCUGGCCAUGAAGGUGGCCACGCCCCCUCCCACUGUCUUACAGCACAGUAAGAAAGGAGGAGAUCUGUCCAACGAACUGGUGAGGCACUUCCUGAUCGAGUGCACGGCAAAAGGAGUUCGCCUCAAAGGCUGCCCCAACGAGCCGUACUUUGGAAGUCUGACGGCUCUGGUGUGUCAGCACUCCAUCACCCCGCUGGCUCUGCCGUGUAAACUCAUCCUGCCCGACAGAGACCCACUGGAGGAGCUGAACGACACCUCGGCGCAAACGGCGACCAACUCUGCAGCCGAGCUCCUCAAACAGGGCGCAGCGUGUAACGUGUGGUACCUCGGCUCCGUGGAGAUGGAGUCUCUGACGGGGCAGCAGGCGGUCCAGAAGGCCACCACGGCCACGCUCUCCGUCGACCCACCGCCGCCCUCCACCGUCGUCCACUUCAAGGUGUCGGCUCAGGGGAUCACCCUCACCGACAACCAGAGGAAGUUGUUCUUCAGGAGACACUACGCCGUCAACACCGUCAUAUUCUGCUCUUUGGACCCACAGGGGAGGAAGUGGACCAGAGACAGCGGCUCCACUGCAAAGAUCUUCGGCUUCGUAGCCAGGAAGUCUCAGAGCGAGACAGAAAACGUGUGCCACCUGUUCGCMGAGCACGACCCGGAGCAGCCGGCCAGCGCCAUCGUCAACUUCGUCUCCAAGGUCAUGAUCGGCUCGCACAAGAAGUGACGUCGAUGGAAGAAACUGACGGAGAAAUAAAGUAAAAUAAAGUCCAGCUGCGCUGCAGGACGCUGCCACCAGCAGAGGGCGCCCAACUCUAAUUUAUACGUUUUAACAAGUUUGUUUCUGGAGCUUCUGGUCAAAAAACAUGAACUUUACUUUUGUCAAAACAAAUGUUCUUCAUCACUGGAGAGGUUUUUAUGAACUUUUAUGUUUUAGCUGUAAUUAAUAAGUAAUCACAGAAUAAUUAGGUUAAAACCAACAACAACAAAAAAAGAAUUUUCUGGACUGAUUUAUUGUGUAUUUUUAUAUUUAUCCCAUAUUAAAGUUGUGUAAAAAUUGCUUUUUCUAAAUAUACCUGCUAUAUAUUUUUGUACAUGAGAGUAUUAAGAAAUUAUAUUGCAUAUUUUAUUGAGAGCCACUACUUUAUGUGCCUACAUGUACUAACGUUAACCUGAAUAUAUUUUAUGUGCAGCUCUUU
Molecule: messenger RNA, 4905 nt
Organism: Austrofundulus limnaeus
Lineage: Eukaryota; Metazoa; Chordata; Actinopteri; Cyprinodontiformes; Rivulidae
Gene: tns3.2
Product: tensin 3, tandem duplicate 2
Exons: 27
Coding region: 144-4433 (1429 amino acids)
Cellular component (GO): focal adhesion
Molecular function (GO): protein binding
Source: RefSeq, a predicted model, not a curated record